Molecule: messenger RNA, 2351 nt
Organism: Arachis duranensis
Lineage: Eukaryota; Viridiplantae; Streptophyta; Magnoliopsida; Fabales; Fabaceae
Product: transcriptional adapter ADA2b
Exons: 13
Coding region: 114-1670 (518 amino acids)
Biological process (GO): regulation of transcription by RNA polymerase II; chromatin remodeling
Cellular component (GO): nucleus
Molecular function (GO): zinc ion binding; protein binding; chromatin binding
Source: RefSeq, a predicted model, not a curated record
CCAAGUACCAAGUAAGUAGUAAGUAGUAACUAGUGGCCGAGGGAUUGAGAAGCACCCUCUUGGACUCUGUCUCUGCUAUCCCCGUAAGGUCACACUGACUUUGACUGGGUACAAUGGGUCGGUGCCGAGCUGCUUCGCGCCCUGCGGACGAUGAUCCCAACCUAAGAUCCAAGAAAAAAAAGGCUGCUUUGAAUGUAGAGAAUUUAGACACUUCAUCCCCAGAUGUGGCAGCUCAAGGAGUAACUGAUGGGAAAGGAGCUUUAUACCACUGCAAUUAUUGCAACAAAGAUAUUUCAGGGAUGAUUCGCAUUAAGUGUGCUGUAUGUCAAGAUUUUGAUCUCUGCAUAGAGUGUUUCUCUGUUGGGGCUGAAGUGACACCUCACAAAAGCAAUCAUCCAUAUAUGAUUAUGGAUAAUCUAUCUUUUCCCCUUAUAACUCCAGAUUGGAAUGCAGAUGAAGAGAUGUUACUCUUAGAGGGCAUUGAGAUGUAUGGAUUUGGGAAUUGGAAUGAAGUUGCUGAGUAUGUUGGGACAAAAAGCAAAUCUCAAUGUAUUGACCAUUAUAAUGCUAUAUAUAUGAAUUCACCGUGCUUUCCUCUCCCUGAUUUGUCACAUGUUAUGGGAAAAAACAAAGAGGAACUUCUUGAGAUGGCAAAGGGACAUGAAGUCAAGAAAGGUUUGUUUCUAUAUAAUUUAAAAUCACAGGACCAUCCUUUUAAUGCAGAUGGAGUUAAGGUGGAAGAAUAUCAAUCAGAUCGGAGCAUUGGAGAGAAGAAACCGAAGUUAUCUGGCAAAGUUGAGCCUUCUGUGACCGAGUUGAGUGGAUACAGUUUUAAGAGAGAGGAAUUCGAAAUUGAAUAUGACAAUGAUGCAGAGCAAGUAUUAGCAGAUAUGGAAUUUAAGGACAUCGAUACUGAGUCUGAACGUGAAAUGAAACUGCAUGUGCUCCAUAUUUAUUCAAGAAGAUUAGAUGAGCGGAAGCGCAGAAAGAAUUUUAUACUUGAAAGAAAUUUACUUUAUCCUGAUCCAUUUGAGAAAAGUCUCUCUCCUGAGGAGGUUGAAAUAUGUCAGCGCUAUAAGGUCUUCACACGGUUUCACUCGAAAGAAGAGCAUAUGGAGUUGCUCAAAAAUAUUAUUGAAGAACACAGGCUUAUCAAAAGAAUACAGGAUUUGCAGGAAGCACAUACUGCUGGCUAUCAAACAUCUACAGAGGCUUACAAAUUUAUCGAACAGAAGAAAAAAGAAGCGGAACGUGUUGUUAAAGAAAAUAAUCAUAUUGGUGUUGGUGCUAAGAUAUUACCAAGACCGAAUUAUCUCAAAGGAGAACUUGAUAGCAACUCACUGGGUCUUCAUAAGGAUAUUACAGCUCCACUUUCUGGGGUGAAGUAUCCAGCUGCGGCCAUACAGGAUAUAUCAAGAUCUCUAGAAGAAUGGGAUAUUAGUGGAUUCGCCGGGGCUGAACUGCUGUCUGAAUCUGAGAUAAAUCUUUGUAAUGAGAUCAGAAUACUACCAUCACACUAUUUCAAAAUGCAGAAUGUCUUAUCAUCAGAAAUUUCAAAAGGCAACAUAUCGAAGAAAUGUGAUGCGCAUAGGUUGUUCAAGGUCGAGCCAAGCAAGGUUGAUAGAGUUUAUGAUAUGCUUAUAAAAAAGGGGAUUGCUUCUUCAAAUUGAAACUUAAAUAGUCAUAUUUGCACAUAUAUGUAAUAGUUUAGAAUAUAAAUAUGUUCAAGCACUACAUGUUCAGUGUAAACAAAGCACGGGUUAACUUAUUUCCACAUUUUCUAUUUGUAUAAGCUCUUAUCAUUCUAGUCCUCCUCUAUUUGUUUCCACUAGAGGGUUCCUGUGUGUUGAACCGACUGUGGUAGAGGUUAUGUCAUGUACAAUGUGUUGUAUAUAACCAUGGUGAUUGCUCCGGUGAAGAUUGGUAGAUUCUUCCCGUGAAGAUGAGGUGCCUUGCUAGAAUCCCCGUAAAAUGCCAGCGCAUGUGCAAACAUAGCAGAAUUGUAGGUGGAAAUGGUUUUUGCCAGAUCAAGUUCUCUAAAGUGAGAACGUUAGGAUCUAACCAUCUAUGAAUAAAAGUAUUAAGAUUUAUGAGAAUCAUGCGGAAGCCUUGGUCAAAGGAAUUGUAGAGCUUAUGAGGAGAGAUUGGAGGUUAGUAUUUCGGCACACAUACACACAAGGAAAUCGUGGAGCAGAUUGAAUGGCCGAAGAAAGUUUAAAAAUGCAACAGGUUUCCACUUUGUGGACAGCCCACCAUGCAAUCUUAGGAUGAUUAUUGUAGAAAACUGUAGAGGGGUUUCAUUUCCCCGUCUUGUGCCUGAUCUGUAAGCUUUGUUUUUCUGUUGGGCUUCU